Perca fluviatilis (European perch) is the source of this 5191-nucleotide messenger RNA. RefSeq names its product hemicentin-1-like. The record is from RefSeq and is a predicted model, not a curated record. Bases 74 to 3445 code for a protein of 1123 amino acids. NCBI's taxonomy places the organism in Eukaryota, Metazoa, Chordata, Actinopteri, Perciformes, Percidae. The transcript has 13 exons.
UGUCUGGGCAGGUUCUGGUGACGGAGAGGACAAACAGUUUUGUUCUCCGUCUCAUUAGCAGCAGGCUGCCGCCAUGUCUACAUUAACAUCAGCACCACAUGUGGCUUUCUUCAUGUCAUUUUGGAUAUUUUCUCUGGCUGCAGACCAUCCAGAGGUAACAGUGAAGGCUGGAGAGGAUUUCACUCUUGAGUGUCAGGCUCCUGGAGAUGCUCAGAUUGAAAUUUUGGACUGGAUCAGACCUGAUCUAAAGUCAUAUCCUUACAUCUUUCGGUUCAUACCACAACAGUCAACUACGGAAAACCAGGACCCCUCAUAUCGAGAUCGAGUGGAACUGAGAGAUCCAAACAUGAAGGCUGGAGAUGUUUCUGUAGUUCUGAAGAAGGUCAGAGUCAGCGACACCGGAACAUACCUGUGUCGAGUUGGAAGGGAGGGAGAAAAACAUAAAGUCUACAGCACCAUCCAGCUGAUUGUCUCAGACCCAGACGUGAUUGAGGUAACAGUGCACCCUGGAGAUGAUGUCAUUCUGCCAUGUCAGGCUGCUGGUUCCUCCAUCAGUGCUGUAGUGUGGAGCAGACAUGACCUGAAGCCAGAUACCGUCCUCUUAUACAGCGAUGGACACUUGAAUACAACCCAGCAGCAUCCAUCCUUUAAGGACAGGGUGGAGCUGGUGGACAGAGAUCUGAAGGACGGAGACGUGUCUUUAAUUCUGAAGAGUGUGAACAUCAACGACGCUGGAACAUACAAGUGUGGAGUUAAAACCGGUGGUACUUACCCAAUCAUAAUCAGAAUCAUCCGUCUGCAGGUUCCAGAGCCAGGUUCUCCUGUAGGCCUCAUCGUUGGACUGACAGUUCUAUUAUUAUUAUUACUUCCUGUAGCUGUUGUUGCUGCAGUGGUUGGUGUCUGGAAGAGUAAAAGACCAGGACGUGAUAUAAAGAGAACAGUUGUGAUGGUGGUACCAAGGCUCCGUGGAGAGAAGGCCAUUCUGCGAUGUCAGGCUGAUGAUUCCUCCAUUAGUGCUGUAGAGUGGAGCAGAGCUGACCUGAAGCCAGAUACCAUCCUCUCAUACAGAGAUAAAUGGUCGGUUCCAAGCUACCCUCAUCCUGACUAUAAGGAGGACAAGGUGCAGCUGGUGGACAGAGAUCUGAAGAAAGGAAACAUGUCUUUAGUUCUGUGGAAUGUUAUCCCUAAUGACCAAGGAACAUACGAGUGUCGAGUAACAUCACGUGGUUCAAGAUGGAAAAAUAUUCCCUUCCUCCCCUCUGAGCCAAUCAGAAUCAUCCAUCUGAAGGUUAGAGAGCAAAACCUGAUUAAGGUAACAGUGCACCCUGGAGAUGAUGUCAUUCUACCAUGUCAGGAUGAAGAUCCCUCCAUCUGUGCUGUAGAGUGGAGCAGAGCUGACUUGAAGCCAGAGUCCAUCCUCUCAUACAGAGUUGAAGGGUCAGUUACAACCUACCAGCAUCCUAAAUAUAAGGAGGACAAGGUGCAGCUGGUGGACAAAGAUCUGAAAAAAGGAAACAUGUCUUUAAUUCUGAAGAAUGUUAGCACAACUGACCAAGGAACAUACAAGUGUCGAGUAACAUCACGUGGUUCAAUGAGGACUAAUACUACCGUCCUCCCCAGGGAAACAAUCACAAUCAUCCGUCUGCAGGUUAGAGAGCCAGCAGACCUGAUUGAGGUAACAGUGCAUCCUGGAGAUGAUGUCAUUCUGCCAUUUCAGGCUGCUGAUUCCUCCAUCAGAGCUGUAGAGUGGACCAGACCUGACCUGGAGCCAGAUACCAUCCUCUUAUACUACGAUGGAAACUUGUAUACAAUCCAGCAGCAUCCAUCCUUUAAGGACAGGGUGGACCUGGUGAACGGAUAUAUGGAGGACGGAGACGUGUCUUUAAUUCUGAAGAAUGUGAACAGACACGAUGCUGGAACAUACGAGUGUCGGGUUACAGUAGCUGGUUCAGAAGGCAAUGAUGACUCCACCUCUGACCCAAUCAGAUUCAUCCGUCUGCAGGUUACAGAGCCAGAUCUGAUUGUGGUAACAGUGCACCCUGGAGAUGAUGUCAUUCUGCCAUGUCAGGCUGCUGAUUCCUCCAUCAGUGUUGUAGAGUGGAGCAGAGCUGACCUGGAUCCAGAUAUCAUCCUCUUAAAUAUUGAUGGACACUUGGAUCCAACCCACCAGCAUCCAUCCUUUAAGGACAGGGUGGAGCUGGUGGACAGAGAUCUGAAGGACAGAGACGUGUCUUUAAUUCUGAAGAAUGUGAACAUACACGACGACGGAACAUACGAGUGUCGAGUUAGAACCGGUUACUUUGACCCAAUCAGAACCAUCACAAUCAUCCAUCUGCAGGUUGCAGACCUGAUUGAGGUAGUGCGCCCUGGAGAUGAUGCCCUUCUGCAAUGUCGGGCUGCUGAUUCCUCCAUCAGUUUUGUAAUGUGGAGCAAACCUGACCUAGGGCAGUGUGUCUUCUUAUACAGAGAUGAAAUCUUGGAUCCAUACAACCAGCAGCAUCCAUUCUUUAAGGGCAGGGUGGAGAUGAUGGGCAUACAUAGGAAGGACGGAGACGUGUCAUUAACUCUGAAGAAUGUCAGCAGACACGACGCUGGAAGAUACGAGUGUCGAGUUAAAACCCUUGACUCUGAAAAAGUCGGAAUCAUCAGUCUGCAGGUUCCAGAUGCGAUUGUGGAAGUGCACGCUGGAGAUAAUGCCACUCUGCCAUGUCAGACUGAUGAUUCCUCCAUCAGAGCUGUAGAGUGGAGCAGAACGGACCUGAAGCCAGAUAACGCCUUCUUAUACAGAGACGACCGGAAUGAACCCUUUAAGAGCAGGGUGGACAGAGAUCCGAAAACUGGAGACGUGUCUUUAAUUCUGAAGAAUGUGAAAAUCUACCACACUGGAACAUACGAGUGUCGAGUUAAAACCGUUGUUGGUUUUAAAGAUGGAAACGGAGACAUCGACUCUGAACCAAUCAGAAUCCUCAGAAUCAUCCGUCUGCAGGUUACAGAGCCAGCAGAUGAGAUUGUGGUAGUGCGCCCUGGAGAUAAUGCCAUUCUGCCAUGUAAGGUUGCUGAUCCCUCCAUCAAUGAUAUAAAGUGGACCAGACCUGACAAGCAUCCAUCCUUUAAGGACAGGGUGUACCUGGUGAACAGAGAUCUGAACGACCGAGACGUGUCUUUAACUCUGGAGAAUGUGAGCAGACACGAUGCUGGAAUAUACGAGUGUCGAGUUAAUACUGGUGGUUCAAAACUCAAAAAGAUCGACUCUGAGCCAAUCAGAACCGUCCGUCUGCAGGUUGCAGACGAGAGUGUGGUAAAUAAUGAAACCGAUGAUCGAAAUGGUACAAAGGAAGACAUCAACUCUGACUCACUCAUAAACAUCCCUCUGCUAAAUCAUCAGUCUGCAGGUAACAGAGCCAGCAGGUCCCGUGAAGAUAGAAACUCCUCUCAUGUAGUCUGAUACAGCAGGUGUUCCAGUUGGACUGAUUAUUGUAGCUGUUGCAGUGGAUGUUGUCCUGAUAUAUAAAAGACGUAAGAAGAAGAGAUCAGGACUGCCUGCAGAUGAUGCUAAUAAAGCAUUUUUCCGCCAUGAAUCUCCACCUUACUGUGGUGGUGGUGGUGUGGGGGGGGGGGGUUGUGUACCUGUUGAAUCUGGGAUCUGUAUCACCUGGAGCUCUGAGAUGCUCUAGGUUCUCCCACGAUGAGAUGGUCUCAGACUCACAGUACCUUUAGAGAAGUAAAAUAUUUUACUACUGAAGUAAAAGUAAUGUUGCUUUAAAGAAAAAGAAAAGUUACGUGACUUAAAUUACUUUAACUUUCAAUACAUUUUCUUCAAUUAAAAAUAAAAUGACGUAUGGCUUAUUGAUUCUUAAUAACUGCUCAGAUAAAAGAUAAGUCAUUAAAAUGUUCUUUAAGAGCAGAAUGAAGCAGCCAACAAAGACAUGUUCAGACAAUAUAAACUCAGCAGUAAUACACAGAAAACAGAAAAUGAUGUUUCUUUAAAAUAAAAUAUAAGCAGACGGAGCACCCACCAGAUAUCUUCUAAUCAGGUGUAGAGAGCUCUUCAACAUGUCUUCUGUUUGUGUCUUUGAUCAGGUCAUGUUACGCUUAUUUAGCAUUUUAGUUUCUGCUCGGCAUUAUAAAGGGUCAUGGCUUCUGCUUGGAAUCAUAUAUUUCCAGCUAAUGAUAUAAUAUAAUAAAUGUCUAAUGGUAAAGUCUGCCUCUGCCUUAGAGAACUAAAACAUUUUACUCAAGUAAAAGUACUGUUGAUUUAAUUAAAAAAACAACGUUACUUAACUAAAAGUACUUUUACUAUGAAUGAAUUGUUCUUAAGUAAAAAACAAAGUUAGGCUACUUAUUUGAUACCUGAAGAUUGUGCUCAGAUAAAAGAUAAGUCAUUAAAAUGUUCUUUAAGAGCAGAAUGAAGCAGCCAACACAGAGAUGUUAAGACAAUAUAAACUCAGCAGUAUUACACAGAAAUACUUUGCUCCAUUAAAUGAGCAAAUGUAAUCUAUUACUUCAGCCCAGCUGAUAUAUGACAGCAAGCUUUUAACAGAAAAUGAUAUAUCAGCAGACGGAGCACCCACCAAAUAUCUUCUAAUCAGGUGUAGAGCUCUUCAACAUGUUAUCCGUUUGUGUGUUUUGGUAAUAAUACAUUUUAUAUGGAGGGAAUUUGAAAUGCUUGUUUUCUGCUCGGCCAUAUAAUUCCUCACGGUGCUUUGAAUGAUUUCUUCCAGCUAAUGAUAUAAUAUCAACUAACCAUAAUAUGGUUUAAACUGAGGAGUUGAUGACAUUGUGAAUAUUGUUGUUAUUGUAAUUAUGAAAUCAUCUGAUGAAGCCCAGAAUAUCUCAGGUGGACAUAGAGGACCAGUCUGUCUCUAAAUAAGACCUUAAACUGAUUUACAUGAUGUUUGCUGAAGGAAAUGUUAUGAAAUGUAAACUAUACAAAAGUGAUUAUUUGCAGUUGAUAAUUAUUUAAUAUGAAUCGAUGGAUGAAAUAAUAAUGAUCAGAGACAUGAUGGAAGUUAAUAACUCAGUUUUAACAUUCAGAUACAUUAAUGCGCCUUAAACUGUUUUACUCUUUUGUCUUAUUUUAAUAAAUACUUUAUUUUGCUACAUUUGAUUUCCAAGUUGUUACUUUUAUACAUUCAUUGUUGUGCAUUUUUGUAUUCUUUGAACACAAAUAAAGCUGCUCCAAAUAUCCAAA